ACAUGGCGGCGCGUUGUCGUUGUCUAGGAACCAUGCCUGAGGAGGAAGCGACUUGAGUUGGAGUAUUAUCGGAGUAACUUUAAUUGACGCAGCAUUCUUGGUAUUGUUUUCUCCUUGCUUUAAUGGUGCAUGAUGUGUCUUCCUUCCUAGCCUCCAGACAUGCCAGACCAUGCAUGGUGCAUGUCAUGUCUUUUUCUACCUCCAUGAUUGACAUUGUGCGAACCGAAGGUGAAUCUGUCAGGUUUCGUAAGAUUCAUUUUGGAGGGAACCGGCAGCUGCAGAUGGUUUGUGCAUUGUUUGGAUCAUGUUCAGUAUGCGGGCGGUGGACGGAAAUCUGGGAUAUUCAUUCUCACGGCCUUAACAGAAGUGCUUUCACAGAGCAAUGGAUAUCACCAGAGGUAGUCUAGCUGAGAUAUCCCGGCCAGCCAGCAACCAUCGCAGUCAUCUCCGGCCGGGGAGUCGUGUCUCACUGGGAACCCCAUCAUCUGCUGGUAGCACUAGGCAAGGGGUUGACACAAGCAACUCCCUAGAGAUCCUACCUCCUGAGUCCCCAGUUGUCAAUCAACAGGAGUUUGACCUGGAGGUCGUUGAGCUGUUUUCCUCGGACUCCGACAGCGAAUGCAACGUGGGCAGCCAGUCAGACGACGGCAAAGAAGAUGGGGGUGCACAGCAGCCAAACAGCAAUGGUCACAACAACAACGAUAGAUCCAAGGAGGGUCAUCAGAGAAGUAGCAACAGUGGAGCUGACAAAUCGCCGACCGGACCUGAUCCCCUGGACAGCAUCCCGGAUCCCAAGAUUCGAGAGGCCAUGAGGAAGAUGCAGCAACUGGACCGCAUCCUGGCCAAGAAGGUGCUCAAGGAGAAGGAGGUGAAACGCCAGCGGCUGCAGGCCCAUCGUGACAUGGAGCGAGAGCUGCAGGGCCUCAAGCCAGAGGGUAGGGAUGAACAGCGGGAGGUGUCAGACAACACCAGCCGCUUCUUGGCACUGGUGCCUCCAGCCAGCCACAGUGAAGGGAUUUCUCUGGACCAGGAGCCAGUGGAUCCAGUAUUCCAGACCCAGCCAGCUGAAGGGGAUACACCCAUCGCUGGGGACAAGGCUAACGGUGCCCAGAGAAACAAAGAUUCUAAACUUCAAGCAGGAAACAGCACUGACAGAAGUAGUCAAGUAGCGGGUGAGGGCAAGACGAAGCGUGGGGGUAGGCAAAGGUCAAAGGCCAAAGGUCCAGAUGACACGUUGCCAGGAGGGGGCAAUGACUUCAUCCAGAGGAACAUAGAUUUGGCUAGCGAUGCAGGGAAUGUUAUCGCCAUGACAGACGACGAGAAGAAGCGUCUGGAGGAGUUGCUGCAAGACGUCGAGAUGCUGGUGGAUGAGGAGGAGAAAGCGGACAGCACCCAUGGCAUGAAUGCCUUGCAGCUGUCAGCUGGAGUGGGCUACAUCCCUGAUGCCGACGAGCAGCAAGCUCUCCUGGACAUCGACGCCAAGCUCAAGGCUCUGCUCCCUGCUGAGGACUUUGAACACAUCAGCACUACCCCGUCGCAGGGGAGAGGCAGCUACUAUAGAGAUGAACCCGGUGAGAAGAUCCUUAAAGACACUAAAGAUGAGAGGACACAGCAGGAGCGACUGAAGAGGAUUGAGGUUGAGCUGGAAUACCUUGAGAACCGUGUGGAGAGAGAGAUCUAUAAGUCCCCGCGUCUGUCUCAAGAGAACCUGUCCGAGCUGUUGGAGCAGUGCUCGGAGCUGAGUUCCAGGGCUGCCACGGAAACCGACUCCAUCCUCCAAGCAUCGCCUCGGUCUGGUCACGUCUACUCUUCAGCGGAUGAAGAUAGUUACAAGGCCCAGGAGGCAACGCCAAGACUUCCAGAGGAUGUCUUGCAGAAGCUGCUAGCUGAUGCAAGGGAGUCUUGCCUCUCGGAAAGCAGACUGAGCUUGCUCACACCUGUCAGCUCACUGGACACUGAGCAGAUGCUGACAUCCCGAUCGGAGGGCAGCGAUUCACAGUCUUUUGCAGUGGUCUCCCAAAGCACCAUCAAAGAGUUGUUGAGGAACCCGAGAGCAACGUCCACUGUUGCGUCGACCACCGGAAUGAUCAUGGACAUUGCAAGGAGGGUCCAGGACGGGCCGGCAGAGGACGAUUUCAGGACACUGCGCGAUGCAACAUCUGGCCAGGGGUCAGUUAGAGGAGGGACGGUCAAUGGUCACAGUGGCCCGCAGGAUUCAGCCCAGGAUCUGAGCCCAACUGUAUUCAGCCGAACUUCGACCCAGCACAACACAGCGGCCAAUCAGAAUCUAUCCCUGGAUGGCCAGGACACACCUCCAUCACCUCGACAUUCACAGCAGUCACCCCAGCCUCACAGGUCCAACACGGGCUCCAACCAGGGUGCAGAGUCAGCUGUUAAGACCAGCCUGUCACUGAGAAGCUUCUCAAACAGCACCGACUUCCCUGCCGUCUCGGCUUCCCUCAAGUCGCCCGAGCCUCCACCCUCCAGGAUUCGGAGCAGGAACGGUGCUCCCAGCAGACCCAGAACAUCCACCGGAUCGCCGAAGCCAUCUACCUCUGCCAAGGACACUUUUUCCUCUUCUGUGGGGCAUAAGCCCCAGCUCUCUGUAGCUUCAGAGGCUUUGGACUCCUUGCCACAGCCUCCCUUAUCAAGACAAAUAGCGAGGAGCAGCAGAACCAAAGCGGCCAAACCACUUGCUGGGUCAAGCCUAGAUUCCAGAGGAACUCCGGACUCACUGGCCGGACACACCGAUUCCAGAGCCUCCACCAACACCCUGGUGUCCUCGUCUGACUUUGAGUAUGAGGACAACGAGGAAAUAGCCCAGCAGCUUUUGUCCCAUUCCCCUGGCAGUGGGAACACAGGGCAGAGGUCCAAGGAGGACUCGCCUGGCCUGGGAUCAAGCCUGGUAUCCAGAACUAUUGAGCAGAGUGUUGCAAGGAGCAUUGCAAGAUUUGAAAAGAAAGGAACUGAGGAAGAAAGAUUUAGUCCACCCUUGGUGUGAAGUCUUCCUGGAUCAGUGAUUUUGUGACUGAGAUCUACCGUCUCGUUUCAGAGAGGUGACUGCUUUUGUCUUUCCAGUUAUCAUUGACCUGUUCAACAGGUUGACUGCCGCGCACAAUUUCAAAGGGGCGUUCCAUUUGCCAAGCAUUGGAAGCACGUGGGCAUAUUUAACAGGUACCUUUCAGGUGUCUUCUGAACAUAAGCAUUUUACAGAUGUUUACGCCCUCCACACUGCCAACAGCAUAUUUGUCAUGUUCUUCAGUGAUGCCAGUGUAUUCAUAUUUACAUUACAAUAGCCUCUCAUUUCCUAUGAGUGUAUUCAUAGUGGUGGAAUCUGGUACACCUGUGAAUAUGUGUGUACUCGUAGCUGAUAGUCAGUGUGUCAAGACUGCAAUAAGACUGCAUUGUUCAGUGCAACUCAAAGCAUACAGCAAACUACAUGUGUAUUGAAUCAAGUCACACAAUAUUUUAACAAUGGUUGUCACAUUUUUUCCGCUUCAGUGUCACGUUGAAAUUGUGUAGGGCUUGCUGGAAGCUAUUGGCACAAAACCAAAACUAGUCGGUCAAAUCGGCUCAGCUAAAAAGCUGCCCCCAAAAUUCACCACUCUUUUGGUUUUCCUUGCCAGUUUUAUUAAAAACUCAUGCCAUUCAGUGUAUGGCCAUGUAGAUGCAUUUUAGAUUGAGUGCUUCUUUGCAUCACAAUUACAACAUCCAAAACUGUCAUUUGAUUUUAUGUUCCGAACAGUCAUUUGUUAGAUGAGUGGAUUAUGCUUCAAAUAGUCCCUUCGUCCAUUUAAAUUCAUCGGAGGCCUUGGGAAGGUUCUUGAUCCAUAUAUCAAAGUGGAUUUUCUAGGAAAGAAAACAGAAAGGACUUACAAAUAACUGUGCAAACUUUGUUUUCAUGCUUAAACAAUUAAAGCCGUUGGUUACUUAUGGCAGGUGCUUCCUGAUUUCUAUUUGCAUGCAUAUGAAUGACUUUAGAGUGAGUUUUCCAGGAAAGCAAAAGACAAAAAAUGUAGAGAAAUGCACUAGAAAACAAACUGUUUUCAUAUUCACACAAUCGAAGUGCCUUAGUUUUCUUUCUCCAUUUAACUUUUCAUGUGGAAUUGUCAGUGUUGCAUAGUUCCUGUACACCGUCACAAGAAAUGUUGAGGCAGCCUUGUACAAGCGACUGUGUUGUGAUAAAAAGGCUGAGUUUGUGCAUGUAUUAAGACUAUGGAGUAGGGAUAUCAUUAAUCUUAUUCCUCCAGGUUUAACCCUAACCCUCCUCAGUCCUCCAACAGGUGAAGGAUUGAGGGGGGUUAGGGUUAAAAAGCAAAUUUUACCAUGAAAGAAAUAUAUGGAAUGCCUUACAUAAGUGGUAUCACAUCUAAAUUGAACACUUAAAGUUUAAAAAAGUAUGAAAUAUGUAGGCCUAAGCAAGAAAAAACACACAGACUUUGCACUUCAGUAAAUCUUAUGCACCAAUAUCUGUAAGAUGGAGGGUUAAUUUGGGGUAGGUUAAAAUAUUUGAAUCGAAAUUAGUUAAAAAGAAUGACUAAAACGUACACAUGUUUGGAUGAAAAAGAAAGUUUAUGUGAUAGAUAGAAAGAAAGAAGAAACCCCAGUAUGAACGAAAGAAAAAUAUGUGUAUGGAUUUUAAACCUGUUAUGAUGAACGGGAACUCUUUUUUGAAAUUGGUCGACAAAACCUAUAAUAAUGUCAAAUUAAUCAAGCACAUAAGCCUUGUCAGUGUGUGUUUUUGAUAAAGGAUUUGCUUUGCAUUGAAUAAUAUUACCGAGUAUACCCCAUUCAUAAAGGAGAGUACUCUUCGUGUCUUUUCACAUACUGACAACCAAUUUGGUUGAAUUGAAACUGCUCUGACAUUUUGUCCAUGAGUUCACUUAUUUUUUGGGUCACGAUUAGAUGCAAAAUACUUUGUGGGACUGACCCCCCCCCCAAAUGUAGGCCUACUAUAUGUACAUUCGUUCCUGUUGAUAUCAUUAUUGUAUGCAUGUGUAUAUAAGUGUAUAUCUAUUGCUUCAAUAUAAGUGUUUGAUAUUUACCGUAAAUAAAGAUUUUCUUCCUUCACA
Molecule: messenger RNA, 5072 nt
Organism: Acanthaster planci (crown-of-thorns starfish)
Lineage: Eukaryota; Metazoa; Echinodermata; Asteroidea; Valvatida; Acanthasteridae
Gene: fsip1
Product: fibrous sheath interacting protein 1
Source: RefSeq, a predicted model, not a curated record